Culex pipiens pallens (northern house mosquito) is the source of this 5543-nucleotide messenger RNA. It is a transcript of the gene Delta, whose product is annotated as neurogenic locus protein delta. Gene Ontology annotation, molecular function: calcium ion binding. The record is from RefSeq and is a predicted model, not a curated record. Gene Ontology annotation, biological process: Notch signaling pathway; multicellular organism development; cell communication. Gene Ontology annotation, cellular component: membrane. Bases 816 to 3317 code for a protein of 833 amino acids. The transcript has 6 exons. NCBI's taxonomy places the organism in Eukaryota, Metazoa, Arthropoda, Insecta, Diptera, Culicidae.
CUCAGUUGUAGAAAUGACGUUGAAGAGAGAGGUCGUGUUUUAUUGUCGCUGCUGCUUGUAGUGCUAGAAAAGAUCUUCCGUGAAAGGCAAAUAAAAAAUCAAGCAAGGAAGGAAAUUGCAUUUAACGGUGGGGGAAAAACUGUUUUCUGCGCUUUGGGAACCCUUUCUCGAGGCCGUACCGUGUGUUCGUGUGUGUGCGGACAACGUCUCUUCUUCCAUCGCGGGUUGCCGCCGCUUGCUUGGAUUUUGUGAUCCCGGUGCCGGUUUUUUGUGUUUUGCGACGCGCUCGGUGAAAGCAUUUUUUUCUGCUGUCCAAUGGAUUUUGGUGGCGAUAGAAGAAAUUGCAUUAUUAUUGGCCUGCUGGGAUGAUUUUCGAUGUGGUGAAUAGAAUGAUAACAAUAAUUGUGUGAUAAGUGAAAUAAGCGGUCUUUAAAAUUAUAUUGCCAGGUGUAGACAACUUUUCCCCGAUAUCCGGAUUAACAUGGUGAAGUGAGAAAUAAAAAAAGGAAGAACAAGGAAUCUGUUGAGAGUGGCGAAGGCGAUUGUGAUCAAUCGUGAAAAAUAGAAAAAAAAAAAGCCAGGUGUUACAAUGUUACGGCGACUGAAGAGAAAUAAUUAGAAAUCAGUGUAUCAUGACGAAGUGCCGAUGAGCGUUUUAUCUCUUCCACCUAAUAGUGAAUUUUAAUCGACUACCGCUCCUCUCUAACUGAUCCGCCAACGUCCUCGACUCCGACGACCGUGUGUGAUAAAUUGUACACCACCUUCCACCCUCGUCUUCCCGCAGCUGCACCAGGGAGAAGAACGUGCUUAGCACAAUGAAUAGAAUCUACUUUGGAUCGGCUUUAUGUUUAACGCUGUUGCUUUUCAUCGCUGAGACUGAAUGUUCGGGACUUUUCGAGCUAAAGCUCAAAUAUUUCAACAACGAGCGAGGGGUGGAUAACGAGGGAGCUUGCUGUUCGGGGCGGUCCGACCCGGUUAGCGGGAACUGUAUCGGGGCAUGCAAGACACGGUUUCGGGCAUGUUUGAAGCAUUACCAGGCCAAAAUCGAUCCGUCCUCGCCGUGCACGUUCGGCAACGUUAUUACACCCGUGCUGGAAGGCAACUCACUCAACCUGACCGAGCGGAGCAAGCAAGUGCCAUUCGAGAACCCGAUCCGGUUCCCGUUCGAGUUUGGUUGGCCGGGCACCUUCACGCUGAUAGUUGAAGCAUGGCUUGAUACGAACGAAACGACAUCCAGAGCGCACGGUGUUUUAAUCUCACGACUGUCGAUCCAGCGGGUUCUAGACGUGUCGCCGGAUUGGACCGAGGACAGCUAUAACUCAUCGCACACGACAAUACAGUACGCCUUCCGUGUCACCUGUGACUCAUCGUACUACGGGCCGGGAUGUGCCAACCUGUGUCGGAAGCGUGACGACCAGUUCGGCCACUACACUUGCUCCCCAAACGGCGAGCGGGUGUGCCUCACCGGCUGGCAGGGCGACUACUGUACGACCCCCCGUUGCACCCCCGGAUGUGAUGAGCAGCACGGCCAUUGCAAUAAGCCCAAUGAAUGCAUCUGCCAGUCCGGAUGGAAGGGAGAGCUGUGCGACGAGUGCGAACCGUACCCGGGCUGCAUGCACGGAACCUGCAAGAAGCCGUGGGAGUGCCUGUGCAACGAAGGCUGGGGCGGUUUGUUCUGCAACCAGGACUUGAACUUUUGCACCAACCACAAACCGUGCCAGAACGGUGGAACCUGCUUCAACACGGGCCAGGGCUCGUACACGUGCAAGUGUCCGCCGGGCUUUACCGGCACCGAGUGCGAAACGGUCAUCAGCGAUUGCGCGGCCACGCCAUGCCUCAACAACGGAGUGUGUCACGACGAGAAGCAGGGAGGUUACCGGUGCGAUUGUCCCAACGGUUGGAUCGGAGCUCACUGUGAGAAGGAAACGGUAACGUGUGCGGAGAAGCCCUGCCUGCAUGGGACGUGCAAAGACACUCUUCAAGGGUUCAAGUGCGAUUGUCCGGCCGGAUACAGCGGAACGGCUUGCGAGGUCCAAAUCAACGAGUGCAAUCCAAGCCCGUGCGAGAACGGUGGCGUUUGCUCGAACCAAGGAGACUCCUUCAGCUGCAAGUGUUCCGAUGGGUACAGUGGAACGAGAUGCGAAGUAAACAUUGACGACUGCCAGGGAAAUCCGUGCAAUAACGGCGGCUCUUGCGUGGAUAUGGUUAACCAGUUCCGGUGCCAGUGCGUUCCCGGUUUCAUUGGAUCUUUGUGCGAGAACCGAGUCGAUUUGUGCCUCACGAAACCCUGCGCCAACGGAGGAACCUGUACGAACCUGAACAACGAUUACAGCUGCAAGUGCCGUCCCGGAUUUACCGGCAAGGAUUGCAGCGUAGACGUGGACGAGUGCCAUUCAUCGCCUUGCAAAAAUGGUGGGACGUGCGUGAAUCGCGUAAACAGCUAUCAGUGCGUAUGUGCGGGAGGAUUCCGGGGUGCGUCGUGUGACGAAGAAGCACUGUCAGCCAGCUGGGGCUCGGCAACUGGAAGUAUAUCGGCGCACAUGGCAGGAGGUCAUCAGGAGGCACACAGCGGCCGAAGUGACGGCCUGAGCAGUGGCCAGAUUGUGUUGAUUGCCAUCUUUUCUGUUGCAACGCCAUUGGCCGCAUUCAUCGCGACGGCCGUAGUGAUUUGCAUGAAGCGCAAACGUCGACGAGAACAGGAAAAGGACGACGCUGAAGCCCGCAAGCAAAACGAACAGAACGCUUCACACAUGACGCACCACCACCACAACUCAAUGUCUUCACCGAAGAGGAGCAGCAACAGCGCUCUCACAAAUCUCGACACUUCCCACCAUAUGAUCAAGAACACCUGGGAUAAAAGCGUCAACAACAUGUCCGCCUCGGCCAGUUUAGACGACGGAUGUCUAAUGAACAGCAGCCUGUACGGAGCGCUGCCCGCGACUUACGACAGCAACCCUUCCAGCAGUGAACAAUGCUACCAGGCUGCCGCCAUUCCAGCCACCCUGCAACGUGCCAAAUCGCAAAAACAGCUCAAUACCGAUCCUAUGGUAAUGCAUCGAGCAUCGCAAAUGAUCGCCACCGGAAGUGGUACGACGGCCGGCGGUCAAUCGUCGCAGCACGUGGCCGGACCGAUCGCCGGCGUUUCCAGCGCUGGGGUCAGUUCAUCGUCCGCAGCGGUUUCGGUGGUGAAUCCGAAAGAGAUGCUGCUCGAGAAGCGGAUAUCGGUGCUGUCGGACGUUAGCCUGUGCAACAGUCGGUGGAGCGGGGCGCCCCAGAAUCGGCAGAUCAUCGGCCCCUGCAGUCCGCCGCACGUUUAAAACUUUUAAUCAUUGAACGCUUCGGUUUUAUAAGAGAUCUCUUUUUUCCCUUUGCUCUUGUUAUACGUUGAAGAUGCGUAUAUUUGUAAUUAUUAAUAUUAAGUUUUUUUUCCUUUAAACUAGAAUCUUACAAACUGAAUUGACGGUUAAAUCAUGUAACUUCAACAUCCUACAGAGUUAUAACGAAAUGUUAUUAAGUUAGCUGUGAAUUUCGAUGUUCUUAAAAAACGAACUGAAAAUGUAAAUCAUGAAUUUUCAAUGGAAUAAUUAGGUUAAAACAUUUAUCAAAAGAAACAAAGUGGUCAUGACAAAUUGUUGGAAGCCCCACUUGUAUCAUUUUCAAUAAAAACCAAUUCCAACCAAAUGGAAUUUCCGAGUUUGAAGUCACCGGCCAGUAUCGUGGCUGAGGAUAGUUGUAACAUAGAAUAGGGAGAACAACACAAGUGUUAUCUAAAUAAUAGCGUAAUCACUUUCGGCCACGAGCAAGCGACCGAACGGUGUAUUUAUUAUCUCUUUAGAAGCACGUCUAAACGACUGCGGUGUAAUUUAUUGAUUUUUAUCGGAACAUAUUUAACUACUAGCUAAGUUAACGAACACAAAAAAACCUUCCAAAUUGAGCCAAUCUGUGACAAGUUACGAAUCAGCUACGAACCUCCAUUGGACUGAAUAGGGGUACGUUUUUUGUUCGGAAAGGAUUUAGAGCAUUGAGUGUUGUAACCAAAGUUGUAAACUGUAAUGUAAUUUUUUUUCUGUAGGGCAGUAUUUCAGCGGCACCCGACGCCAUUUUUUUUCUUUUCGACAGCCCAAUCGCUUACAACCGGAUUAUUUUGGUCUCUUGGCACUGAUUUCUGACCUGUUUCCUCCGUGCGCAAGUUGGAACGUUGGCCCUUUUCGCAAAAUUUCACCCUCACAUGGAGUUUUUUUUUUUUGUUGCUGCUGAUCGAUGCCAGUCAUAAAAGGUUUGGCGGAAGUCAACCACUCCGUCAUUUCACACUGAGCGAAAAUCUGUUUUCACACAUGAUUUCGCCCCGUUCUGCGAGCCAUUUGGAAGUAGUAAUGUUCACAGCAAAUAUGUUUUCGAUUAUAAUCCUAUACAAAACUAAAUAAUUCUCAAUAAGGGCAAUACUCUAAAUUUCCUACAUACAAUUCCAAACUUUUCAUAAUUUUGUCUUUGAUUUUACACAAAAAUUUUAAAUGCAGAAAUAAUUAUGGAAAAAAAAGCAAAUAGAUAAUGAAAUAAGCACAAUGCCGAAAAAAACACAUUUGAAUGGCUUAAACUAGACGGAAACAUAUCUAUGUCCUUCUCAAUAUCAUAAAAAUUGCAUCAAUCGAAAGCGACAGUUUCACUGACAAUUUGACUGCCAUAAUAAUAUUUGUAAAUAAUACUCGCUACUUCCGUAUAGGAUAUAUAUUUAGUAGGAAUAAAAUUGCUGUGAAGCAACGGUGAAAUAUGUAAAUCAACAUAUCAACAUAGACCCGCCCGUCACACUCGGUUACUUAAGUCGCUAGAAUCAGAAACGUUUUGGCAAACUUUGCUGGUCAAUAGUUGAUGCAAACUUUUGGGUCUGAUUUAGAAUUCGAUCGCAUUUUUUAAUGUUGGAAAAUUCGACCGGAUAAUGCUCGGCCAAAUACACACCGUUCCAUUUUAUGAGAAGAAAACAAAACGUUAGCAAAGAAAAAUGCACAUAUUUUCGAUAGAAAGCUCUAAUUUAUAUUGUUCCACCGUAAAUCGGUACAGCGAAAAUACGUGCUUUUUCUACCCCGCAUCAUGCUGAUCCUAUUGUAUAUGUAUGUAAAAAUAAACAAAAUAAAGCAGCCAGUCUUAAAGAACGAAAACAAUCACAGUCAGCUAAAAUAGAAUAACUUCAGGUAUUUAAAUGAAAAUUAAAGUAUUUUGAACAUGGUGAAACACUGUGACGUUCGUUCUUGCAACAAAGAAUUAUGACAAACACUAAGUUAUAAAUAAAUGCUAUACAAUGCGAAUGUUUUAACAACAAAUAUUAAAAAAGUAUUGUGAUUCAUACUUAAUUCGACCAUUUAGGUAUUAAGAUAAACUAUAUGAAUAGAAUAUUCAAGCGGUUUAGUAGUUUGGAUCUAAGAAAUGAUGAAAACUAAGUCAGAAAAAUAGUUUACAUGUUUUUUUGUAAAUUGCACUUUUUUAUAAUAUAUUGAACCAAUUGACUGAAUUUAAAUGGAUUCAUUAAUAAAAAAAUAAAUACAAAAAAA